Messenger RNA from Prorocentrum cordatum, 1040 nucleotides. Lineage: Eukaryota; Dinophyceae; Prorocentrales; Prorocentraceae. The record is from the annotation of a GenBank genome assembly.
UCCGUAGCCAUUUUGGCUCAAGCCGCACAGGCCACAGGCCGAGCCCCGGCCGCGCCCCGCGAGUGCCACCCCGCCCAGCCGUGUGCCACAUUAGGCUUUUGCCGUAAGCGCAGGAUUUCAUGGUGCUGCUGCGCGGGUGCGCACUCAGCACUGCGCUGGCCCCUUAGAUACCGUUGGCAUAAUGCAGUCGGGGGUGGAUUUCCAGGCUGCAUCACAAGAGGAGUUGGAAAACCUACAGGCCUCUCCUUCACCAGAAGACAUGGUGCCGCAGAACAAAUCGUCUCGUGCCCGCUUCGCUGCAAUAUGCUCUUGCACCUCGUGUUGCUUUCUGUUUCUUCCCUUGGGCAUCUUCAUAAUAUUCCCUCUUAGCAGUUCUCCUGGGUAUCUUCUUGGCGGAGGCGAUUCAGAUGAUACUGGGGAAGACCAUCCAUAUGUAACCAUCGACGCAUGGAAUCGCAUUGAAGUUGAACCGCACAUCAUGACGCGGGGCUUUCCGUACGAGCAGCUGUACGUCAUCAAAGAUUGGGGCAGUGCCAAAUAUUGGAAGUCAAAUGGCACUCAUGUCUACGUUCCAUAUGACAACGGAACAAAUCCCAUCCAGGCCAAGUAUAUCGUAUACAGGCAUGCCGAGGGAGAAUUCGAGAUAGGUAUUCUUUAGGCUUACGCCACAUCCGCCGACCCCUUGAGUUACCCGAGGAGUCGAUGCGCGUCAAUGUGGGCCGUUGUGGAUGCUGCUGGUGGUGUCGAAGCCUUUUUCGUGAUGUGUUCUGGAGGCGAGAUUUGGCUAAUUGGGGUCUUCUUGCAAAUCCCUCGUCGUUCUGGUUGGACGGCGCGAAUACGGUGCUUACAGAUCAUGUUGUGCGAGCUGCGCGGUGCAGCGCUCGUCCCAGUGAGCGUGGCAUGCUCUAUCAGCGUACUUUGACCCCGGGGGGGAAAGCUUGCUUCGGGCGGACCUCUGGACGAAUGCUUGGCGCCGUGGAGGCGCCAAGAAACGAAAUAGCUUCCCAGGGAGGUCUCCAAAAUGUCAGCACUCUUCAACC